AUGGCGCCUUUCCUCGACCAGUACUGGGUUGACGGUGUCUGGCAUGCGCGGUGGGAUAUCAUGAUGGUAAUCAAGCGCAUGGAUGAAGCUUCGCGAUUGAUUCCUUUCGUGACCUCUAGUCGGCGCCGCAAGGAACUCUCCCAGCGGCGGCUCAAGCCCGUCACUGGCGUCGCAGGGGCGCACCGGCAUCCCCAGCAAGAUCUGGGUGCGUGCUCGCAAAGCGGCAAGCGCCACGAUGGCAGUCGGCACCGGUGGCCACCCGCACCCACGCGGCUCGGUCCCGCGCGUGUGUCGUCGGAGCCGUGUCAGCGCUUGGCAGUCAAAGCGCCCGCCCACGUCCGCGGCAGCGUCCGCGCCCGCCUGGCUGGAGCUCCGGUUGGCCUUGACUUGUUGAAAUGCCAGCGCUGGCCUCGCCUCGGCAACAGGCCGUUGGCGACGAUCUCGAUCCUCCGGCCGUCAGUGGCGGGAAGGUUGAGUUCCCGCAACGCGACGGUUGUGGUUGUGGCUACCCGACUCAAAAUUCCUCACUUGGCACUGGAUUUUACAAUGAGCUGGGUGUCCGGAGCAUGGGUAGACUUUGGAAAGACUGCGGCACUACCGGGUAUGUCGGCCAAGGGUGGCCCGGCCACGGCCAGCAUGGCAUGCCAAUUCAGUGAAGGAUGGAGUGGAACACCCAUGUGGCAGCUUGCCCAGGGCCGCGAGGAAACCAUGAGGAAGGAAAGAGAGGCAAGAGAAGCUCAAGCCGGGGACGUGCUUGAAAUUGAUAACGAGGCAGCAGGUUUUCGAAGCGUCUUGUACGUGUCGAGAAUGGUUGGAGACAAGUACGAGGACUCCAAGGUUCGGGGUCCUCGGCGGAAGACGCGAGCUCAAGCCAUCAAGGAUGGCCUCAGCUUGCGAAAUGCCUGCCGCGACGCUCCAAAGGAUGCAAAGCUAGAAGCGGCACAGAGAAGGUCUGUAGAGUUGAUGUAUACGUUCUGGAAGCCAGAGGAGCUUCCCAAAGAGGACUUCGACUUCGAAGAGUCGGUGGAAAAGCCAAUGAGGCUGCGCUUGGCAAGAAAGCCGCGCGGAAACGGUUGGCAGCGAGUCGGUGACAAGGAGUUCUUCAGACACUGCAGCGCUCCAAUGGCUUUCGAUCCGGUGAAGGGCCGCUACUUGAAGAUAGACGCCGAAACAAACUCGUAUAUCGAUUGUGAUGUUCCUCACGACCCCAUCGAGUACUCGGUGUCGGUGAGCGUCGGUGCUUCGUUGGUUGGACAGACUGACGAGGAUCUCAAUGCGCCGGACAGGCCCAGAAGCAUGCUCCUCAAGGAAUUAGUCAAGACUGGUGCUGCUAUGAAGACUCCGUUGUUCUUCCUGGACCAGCCGGCGGCGUGUUUUGCAAUGUUUGACGGGGUGCGUGGUGGAGCAGCCGUGGAGUGGUGUUCGAAACAUUUGCACACCAAGCUCCUUCCGCAACUCAGCGCGUCGAUCACCUACUGGCAUGAUGCGGACCUGAGGGGACUCCUUCGGUCGAUACUGUCGGAGUUGGAUGUCCAGCUUGUGCAGCAGGCCGGUUGUUGCUGGGAAGGUGUUUCCAUCGCAGUGGCUUUGCUGCUCGGAGAUCGCUUAGUCGUGGCAAGUUUGGGUGGAACCCACGCCUUGGUUGCUGCCCCUGACGGCCGCUGGCGGUCUCUGGAUGGGAGACAUGUGGCAUCUUCGGCAGAGGAGCAAGCUCGCAGCAAGGCACUUGGUGCGGAGAUUGUCGGAGAAGAGACAGGUAAAGGAGUCGUCGGUGCCCCUUUUGUGCAAAAGGUGGUGCAAGCAAGAGACUGGCAAGUUGUUGAAGAUGCCACUGCAGAAGAGGAGGUCACGAGAGUUCUCGACCGGACAUCGGACUGUUUCGCUACUUUGGGUCUUGGACCAGAGGACAAGAUCGACGGCAAGGCAGCUCGCUCGUGCUACAAAAAGUUGGCCCUCAAGGUGCACCCAGACAAGGCUCCGGAGGAGCUUAAGGCACGAGCCAAAGCGGCUUUUGAAAAAGUGGAGAAGGCAGCUGCAGACGUUGAAGCAUUCUGCGAAACAGAUGUGGAGGCGACCGAAUGCCUCCAUCGCAUCCUCCAUGCUGCCGGGCCAAGAAGAGCCUCCAUGUCGCGAGCCACAGCAUUCGACGUUCUGGGCAUCCCGGAAGAUUGCAGUCUUGAGGAGGCUGGAAGACAGGGACGGGAUUUGAGAGAAACCAUCAUAAAGCUGGGCAUGUUGACCGGCGGCAACUACGGCCAUCCGGACCAGGCCGAAGCUGUGCGAAUGAUAGAAGAGGCAGCCGAAGCGAUUGCAGAGCCUGCAGCUCUGACAGCGAGCAAGGGAGGCGCCAGCUUCUCGUCCCUCAAGCCCAUCCAGGUCACUCGUGCCCUGGGCUUGAGAGACUUGAAGCUGCCUAGAAAAAUUGUUUCCUCGGAGCCGCAGAUAGACGUCAUCCAGCUGGAGGCGCUGGGUUCGCACCACCUCGUGCUGCUGAGCUCCGGCGCGACAUCUUUGAGUGACCAGGAGGUGAUCGAACGAAUCCGUGGUUUCUCAGGGCAACCCAAGGCCGGAUCACUCUUGGUCGCAGCUGAUGCCGCAGCCAAAAAUGCUGCGCAAAGCAUCACUGGGCCACAGCGAUUUGGCUGCUGCAUCGUGGGUGUGUUCGAGGUUGGGUCAGGCUAUGUUGAGCCAGCUGCGAAGAAGGCCAAGAAAGAUGGCGGUGACAAGGUCAGAUGCAGACACAUUCUUCUUAAACACAAGGACCUGAAGCAAAAGAUGGAUCCGCAGGCGCAUCUGCGGUCCAAGGGUCCGGUGACGCGCCCUCUGGCGCAGGCCGAACGUGAACUGAUGAGACUAAAGGAGAGCUUAACAAAGGAUACCAGUCAGUUUCCAGCAAUGGCUCGUAAGCACUCGGAAUGCAAGUCCGCCUUGCAGCCCGGACAGAUGGCGGGAGACCUUGGAUGGAUUUCUAAAGGCAGCCUCGGAGAUCAAGCCAUGGAAGAUGUCGUGCUCGCUCUCGAGGUGAACGAGCUAAGCGAUUUGGUCACCACAGCGCGUGGUGUGCAUCUUGUGCAAAGAUAUGCAUGA
Molecule: messenger RNA, 3087 nt
Organism: Symbiodinium sp. CCMP2456
Lineage: Eukaryota; Dinophyceae; Suessiales; Symbiodiniaceae
Source: the annotation of a GenBank genome assembly